UGACAUUUCUUUUGCAGAAGACCACAAAACCACAUCCUUCAUGUCCCAAACGUCAUCUGGUGAAUGGACUCAUCUGUGAAUAGGAGAGCAUUGAGAACUCAGAAUAUUGAUGUAGAAACCCAUGAAAAAAAUUGAAGCGCAAUGUGUGGAAAGAUAAAUUGUUUCUAGAAGAUAAAUGAUCAGAGUCUUGUUGGAAGAUUUGGAUAUGAUUGGUAUAGAAUAUUGGAGUAUUACAGCACUUCAGAUAUUGUGUGUUUGUGAUGUGUAACGGGCAUCUGAGCUGAGCUGAGCACCGAGGGUGUGUGUGUGUCUUCUGUACGAUGGCUCCAUUCUUCCUGGCCAUUUUCCCGCUCAUCUUCUGUGGAAUUGUUCAUCACACAGAUGGAGAGUGUAAUGUUAACUGUACCACAGACUACAUCUCAGGACUCAACUGUUCGUGUUCAGGCUCAGAAGAAACAGCGUCCUUUGAGAUUCAAGCCAACUGCAGCGAUGAGGCAGGCUCCACAGAUGGGAGAUGUGUCAUCAGACCACCUCAGCAGUGGUGUAGCAUGCAGCCAGAGAACUUUUUCAUGUUUGUAAAUCCUGACACCACAUGCAUACUCAAAGUAAAACAAGUGGACUUACAAAGCAGCAGAGAAGAGUACACUUCAAGUGUUGUGCUCUUGGACCAGAUAAUUAAGCCGAAGCAGCCUUUCAAUCUAACUCUAACUAACAAUGCUAAAGAAUUCAACGUCUCCUGGGAGAUGGCCUAUCAGGAGCAGGAGAACAUUGACCUGUUUGGUUAUUUGAUGUACCGGGUGCGGAUAAGGAGAAAAUACAACAUGGAGGAGAUGCCGUUGGCCGUGUACCCUGUGAGAGAGGACCGUAGGUACCUAGAGUUUCAGUGUGAGCUGCUGUCUCCAGAGACAUAUGUGGUUGACGUCCAGGCCUCAGUGAACCCCCAGUUGAAGAACCUUAACGGUGAAACCCCGUGGAGCGAGUGGAGCCAAAGUGUCGAGUACACCUGCCCCAGCCUCAAGCCUGAGCAGCCCAGUCCUUUCUUAUACUUCUGGAUGGCGCUUUUCUUUAUUGUUUUUGGAUUCUUCGUGCUCUGGAUUUGCAACAGCAACCUGCCGAGGAAGCUUAAGUGUCCGUUUAUCCAGUAUAUCCCGGACCCAAACAAUUUCUUCAAACCUCUGUAUCACACCUACCAAGGGGACUUCAAGAAAUGGGUUGGACCGGUGUUUACCUUCAGCAGCUUUGACGUGUUGGAGAAGAGUGCUCCACUGCAGGUGCUGAGUGAGAAGCAGCAGGCUGCCGCGCCGCAACAGAGGCCUCUUCUCCUCGAUCCGGGAAGUGGAGGCAGUAGUCUGGGAGACUUGAGUCUUCUCAGCUUGAUAAACCCAGACUUAUCCAAGCGAUACUUCCUUGGAGGCAGCAGCCUCGGCCUCGCUCACUCCGGGGGCCACAUCUCCAUGGAUACAGUGACUGUCUCAGGACAGGAGGGCUCCAUGUCGGAUUUCCAUGAGACUAAUCGCCGCACGGUCGAGAUUCCUGUUGAGGCCGAGGACCCAGAGGUGGGCAGGAGGGACGGCUCAGAAAGACAGGGGUUCGACAAUUGGCAGCUGCAGGGCAACGACGCAGAGAACGGCGAAGAGCUCUCACUGGAUUCGUUCGGUUCUAACGAACACUCUGAUUACGGUUAUCCUCAGAUUGGCCUCGACUUGGAUACCAUCGACAGUGGAUUCUUGGAAUCGGACUGCUCGAGCCCCGUGACCUCCGAAUGUGAAAGAGGAGAAGGAAUGGAUGCUGCUUUACUGGGCGACACUGUGGGGACCCAUUCAAACUAUGUCAAGCAGUGGGUGGCUUUUAUACCAGCCUCAGGAGAAAAUAGCAACUCUUUGUAGGAAACAUCUAUUUCUGUGCAGUGCUACACUGACAGGCUAACAGGCUAACGUGCGACAGGGUUUUAGAACUGUUUAAAGCGAUAACAAACCUGCUUGCACUUUUCUCAGCCCUGUUUAUUAGGCUGCAGACAUAACAGUUGUUGCAUAAAAGUCUACAAAACCAGUCAUGCAGAAACAGCAGACUAAUCGAUAUCAGGUUGACUUCAUGCUGGCUAAAAUCUGCCUCUGUGUAAAUCUUAAAGAGAAAAAAAGAAAAACAAAACAAAAAAAUGCUGAUGUUAUCACUUUGGGCAGAAUCUUUUUUUUAAAUAAAACGAAAUGAAAGUGCUGGAACAAGAGAUUUCUAGCAACAGCCCUGUGAUAAAAGCCCAGAGUUUGGCAUUUAUCAAGCUUUCUGAGCCGGAGAGAAAACUGAGAUAAGGCAACAUGGGCAUUCUUUUCAAGCGGACUUUAUCUGAUAGACAAAGAAAUGCAAAAAUAUCAGAUCAUGCAUGUGCUGAGCUCAGCUACUGACUGUAUUCCAACACUCACGCAAAGUAGAAAUCACAUCUGGGUCAAUUUUAGCUGCAGAUUUUAUGUUGUUUAUCGAUAUUUUGUAUGGAUUUUUUUUUUUUUUUUUGACAGAGUGGUGUACAUUUCUAUGUAUUAAGGUCAGCUCAUGAGCGUCCAUAAAGUGCACUGUUCACACACUUUUACUCCAUAUUCCAUUUGCAUACAGUAGCACUUUUACCUUCCACAAUCAAACUGACAAAAAAAAUAACAAUAGCUUUCAUCCAUUAUGGAUAUAAUUUAAAUGUGCCUUUAAUAAAAAACUUACCAGAAAAUUCAUACCAAUGUCUAAUUGUAAUGAUUGCUGACUUCACUAAAGUAGAACUCUAUUCACUUCAGAUCUUGACAACACGAUCUUUUAAAUAAAAAUAUGAAUAAAAAAGCGGGGACACUACAGAGAAAUGCGGAGCGUAUUGUAUGCAAUCACUGUCACAUCAGUAUCUGUUACUUCCUCACAUGUCAUGAGGUACUUUCUUGUUUUUUUUUCCCAUUAAAAUUCCUUCUUUCCAA
This is a messenger RNA of Hemibagrus wyckioides, 2945 nucleotides long. It is a transcript of the gene il21r.1, whose product is annotated as interleukin 21 receptor, tandem duplicate 1. Gene Ontology annotation, molecular function: protein binding; cytokine receptor activity. Lineage: Eukaryota; Metazoa; Chordata; Actinopteri; Siluriformes; Bagridae. Bases 321 to 1886 code for a protein of 521 amino acids. The transcript has 9 exons. The record is from RefSeq and is a predicted model, not a curated record. Gene Ontology annotation, biological process: immunoglobulin mediated immune response; cytokine-mediated signaling pathway. Gene Ontology annotation, cellular component: external side of plasma membrane.